CAAAACCAAAUGAUCCACACAAACAUCCAGUAAAUGGCCAAAAUGCAGCUCUGAUUCCCCGUGUUCUCUGCCCCCCUCUCCAGGUUCAGCGCCAAGGAUCGCACCGCGGGGAGUGCUAAGUUGUGGCUCCGUGUGUGCAUUUGCGAGGUCUGAGCACUCCGAUGGCAGAGCUGGUGGCCACCAUGGUGGUGGCGCCGCUGCUGUCCAUGGUGAAGCAGAAGGCGUCCAGCUACCUGCUUGACAAGUACAAGGUGAUGCAGGGCAUGGAAGAGCAGCACAGGGUGCUCAAGCGCAAGCUGCGUGCCAUCCUGGACGUCAUUGCCGACGCCGAGCAGGCGGCGUCCCACAGAGAUGGUGCCAUGGCAUGGCUGGAGGAAGUCAAGAGGGUAGCCUACGAGGCAAAUGAGGUCUUCGACGAGUUCAAUUACGAGGCGCUCCGCCGAGAGGCCAAGAAGAACGGGCACUACAGCAAGCUGGGCUUCGAUGCAGUGAAGCUCUUUCCCACCCACAACCGUUUUGUGUUCCGUGACAAGAUGGGGAAGAAGCUGUGUAGGAUUGUGCAGGCCAUCGAGGUCCUUGUGGCUGAGAUGAACGCCUUUGGGUUUAAAUAUCAGCAACAAGCACCGGCAUCCAAGGACUGGAGGCACACGGAUCAUGUUAUCUUCGAUCCAAAGGAAAUCAUCAGCAGAUCGAGAAGCCAAGACACUAAGAAUAUUGUUGAUAUGCUAGUUGGUCAUGCUAACGAUGAAAAUCUCAUGGUUAUUCCCAUCGUUGGGGUAGGGGGGCUAGGCAAGACCACCUUAGCGCGGCUCAUUUACAAUGAACCUGAAAUUCAGAAGCAUUUCGACUUGUUGAUAUGGGUUUGUGUCUCUGACAGCUUUGAGGUGGAAUCCUUGGCUAAUAAUAUUGUUGAAGCAGUAACUCCCAGUAAAAGUACAACCGAAGCAGCUUCCAAGAAAAGGCCACUGGAUAGGCUUCAAGAUGGACUAAGCGGACGUAGGUACCUUCUUGUAUUGGAUGACGUAUGGAACCGAGAGAGCGAUAAGUGGGAAAUGCUCAAGGCUCGGCUUACACAUGGUGCCAAGGGUAGCGUGGUUCUGACAACUACUCGCGAUGGAGGUGUCACAAAAAUAAUGGGUUCAGUGAAACCCUACGAUCUCGCAGAGUUGGAGGAUCACUUCAUAAAGGAAAUUAUCGAAACGAGAGCAUUCGGUUUGCAGAAGGAAGAAGAAAGGCCUGCCGAACUAGUGAAAUUGGUUGGUGAUAUUGUGAAGAGAUGUCGUGGCUCUCCUUUGGCCGCAACAGCACUGGGCUCUGUGCUGCGUACAAAGACCAGCAAAGAAGAGUGGAAGGCUAUAGCAAGCAGAAGCAACAUUUGCACUGAGGAGUCUGGAAUAUUACCAGUACUCAAGCUAAGCUAUAAUGACUUGUCAUCGCAGAUGAAGCAGUGCUUUUCUUUCUGUGCUGUGUUUCCCAAGGAUUAUGAAAUUGAUGUGGACAAGCUGAUCCAGCUAUGGAUCGCACAUGGCUUUAUUCAGGAACAAAAAGAAGUCCGUCCUGAGACAAUUGGCCAAUGGAUUUUCAGUGAGCUGGCCUCAAGGUCAUUUUUUGUGGAUGUGAAAAAAGUCCGAGUCUCAUUUAACGAGCUCUGGGGGAUGCAUAAUUAUUCCAAACAUACAUGUAAAAUCCAUGAUCUGAUGCAUGAUGUUGCACUAUCUACAAUGGAAAAAGAAUGUGCUCUCGCACCUGAGAAACCAGGUCAGACUGAUUGGCUUCCAGAUACAGCUCGCCACUUACUUUUGUCUUGUGAAGAACCAGAAAUUAUUUUGAAUGAUUCUCUGGCGAAAAUAUCUCCAGCAAUCCAGACUCUUCUGUGCGAUGGGAAAAUGGAACAUUCACUGCAGCAUUUAUCAAAAUACAGCUCUUUGAAGGCAUUACAACUCUUCACAUUGAGAAGCUCAUUCCCCUUGAAAUCAAAGCAUCUGCAGCACUUAAGGUACCUUGAUCUCUCAAAUAGUGAUAUCGAAGCACUUCCUGAAGAUAUAAGCAUUCUAUACAAUCUGCAAACAUUGAAUGUCUCUGGCUGCUAUGCACUUCGUCGGCUUCCAAGGCAGAUGAAGUAUAUGACUGCCCUCCGUCAUCUCUACACUCAUAAUUGUCCAAAGAUGAGGAACAUGCCUGGUCAUCUCCGAAAACUCAUUUCACUACAGACACUUACAUGUUUUGUAGCAGGUCCUACUGGCUCUGAGUGCAGUUCUGUUGGAGAGUUGCAACAGUUAAACCUUGGUGGUGAGCUACAGAUACAUCGACUAGAGAAUGUGACAGAAGAAGAUGCAAAAUCUGUGAAUCUCCAAAACAAGAAGGAACUCCGAGAAUUGACAUUAAAAUGGACCUCCGGUUGUUGUGGUGGUGAAAGAGUGCUUGAGGGUCUAGAACCUCAUGAUGCGCUGCAGGCUAUAAGGAUAGAAUCCUACGGAGGCACCACCUUUCCAACAUGGAUGGCUAUGUCACAAAACAUGGUUGAGAUCCAUCUUUCUGAUUGUAAAAAACUUCAAUGGUUAUUCAGUUGUAGCACAUCGUUCACUUUUCCAAAUCUGAAGGAGUUUACACUACAAGGUCUGGAUUGUUUGGAAGGAUUGUGGGAAACAACAAAUGAGCAACAAGAGAUACUGUUUCCUCAGCUUGAGAAGUUGUGUGUUACAGAUUGUCCAAAGCUGGCAAUGAAUGCUAAAUCGCCAAAGCUGACCGUGUUAGACUUUGAGGGAGGUGAGGAAGAGAUAUCCCUGUGGGUAGCUAGAUAUAUGACUUCAUUGACCAAUCUAAAGCUGCAGAACCGUAAAAACACGGAAACAACCUCGGUAGCGGUGGAUGAUCAUAGUUAUACACAAGUGGUGAACGCCAGGGGAAAAUGGAAUCAUCAUGAUUUCCCUCUAGCAGAUCUGGAUGUAAUUGGCUUCAAGUCGGGUGUAACUGAGCUAUGUGCAUGUUUUAAACAGCUUCAACAGUUGAGGAUUAAAGAUUGUGCUGCCCUUGUCCACUGGCCAGAGAAAGAGUUUCAAAGCUUGGUAUCCUUGAGGACUCUAGUGAUUUUGGACUGCAAGCAACUAGUUGGAUACGCACAAGCUCCUGCUGCUGAGCCAUCAACAGUAUCGGAACCCUCGAGUCAGCUCCUGCCAUGUCUCGAGUCUCUCGAGAUAUGGGAUUGUGAAAGCAUGGUAGAUGUCUUCAAACUCCCUGCAUCCCUGAGGAAUAUGACAAUUAUUGAUUGCAGUAAGCUCAAGUCCAUAUUCAGCAGGAGUCUGCAGCAGCAGGGAGAGUCAGCAUCAGCACCAUCGAUUCUUCAUGGGUCACCUCUACAUUCAGAGGUCUUAUCACCAUCAUCAGCCGUAGCCAGGGUGGAACAUUUCCCCUGUCCAUGUUUAGAAGGGAUAUACAUAUCAGGAUGUGAGAGCUUAACAGGGGUCCUCAGUCUUCCCCCAUCCCUCAAGUAUAUUAGUGUUUCUCGGUGCUGUGAGUUGAGAUUAGUGGAAUCUCACUCGGGAGAGUUCCCAUCACUGGAGGGCCUCCACAUCCGGGAUUGCAAGACCCUGUCAUCCGUACCAGAUGGGCCGCAAGCAUACGCAUCUCUCAGGUAUCUAAGGAUUGAAAACUGUCCCGGCAUAAAGAGGCUCCCUGCAGGCCUGCAGCAGCGUGUAAGCAGCCUUGAGGAUAAAGAUCUAGAUGCCCGCUAUCAAGACUCAGAUUCAGAUAGUGAGCGAGGAGGUUCGGAGCAGAUGUUCCUGUGGGUUUCAUCCACCAAUCUACAAGUGCAGAACCAUCAAGACAAGGCGGCGGCGGCGACGGCGACGAUGGCGGUUGAUCAUAGUCGUCUGUUUGACACAAGUGGUGGACAUCAACGGCAAACAGCUGCAUGUAUGAAGCAUCAAGUCUUUGGAUUUGCCCACAAGUCCUCCAAGGUUACAUUGCUCUACCUGCCAUGCAUCUCUCAAGUUUGGUCGGUUGGUGUUGAGGCUGCAUUCACGGCCUUGGAUUUCAACCCCGUUUUGGUCUCUCACGAGGCUGCCGUCCACAACACCAGCUGGAAAGUAAAAAAAAAAAUGGAGGCGACGGCCAUCAGCAUCGGCAAGUCCGUGUUGAGCGGCGCGCUCAACUACGCCCAGUCGGCUGUGGCCGAGGAGGUUGCUCUGCAGCUUGGUGUCCAGCGUGACCAAUCCUUCAUCAAGGGCGAACUCGAGAUGAUGCAGUCAUUCCUGAUGGCUGCGCACAACGACCGAGACGACAACAGUGUGGUCAGGACUUGGGUGAAACAAGUCCGGGACGUGUCCUACUCUGUCGAGGACUGCCUCCUGGAUAUUGCUGUCCGUCUGGAGAAGCAGUCUUGGUGGUGUCUCUCUCGCAAGCUGCUAGCUCGGCGUUAUGUGGCAAACCUGAUGAAGGACCUCAGAGCUGAGGUGGAGGAGGUCAGCCAGAGGAACCAACGCUACCACCUCAUCAAGGGCUCUAGCUCCAAGCCUACCUCCGUUGUUGGGCAGCCUACCAUCUCCAGUGCGACCAUGUCUGCCGCCGACGAUGCAAGGCUGCGUCGGCAUAAAGCAAAAGUGGAUCUUGUCAAGUUGAUCAAUUGCGGGGAUGAUGCACUCCGAGUGAUAGCGUUGUGGGGCAGAAGUAGCACUGAUUCCGGGGAGUUAUCCAUUAUAAAAAAUAUCUACGAAGAUCCCAUGAUACAAAACAAUUUCGAUUGUUGUGCCUGCAUCACAUUGAUGUGUCCGUUCAAUCAGACAGAUUUCAUUCAAAGUAUUGUUAGGCAAAUAUACGAUAAUUCUUUUCAAGAGACAGGAGAAGGAGGAAAAACAACCAUUGGGGCCCAAGUUUUGAAGACGAUGGUGACGCCGAAAGAAGAUGAUGGUUUGGCUCAUGUGUUCAAGAGAUAUUUGAAUGACAAGAGUUAUCUAAUUGUAAUCAAAGAAAUACACACCAUGGGAGAGUGGGAUUGCAUCAAAACAUGUUUCCCAGACAACAAGAAAGGAAGCCGAAUCAUAGUAUUCACUGAGCAGGUUGAAGUUGCAAGCUUAUGCAUGGGAGCAGAGGAUGAAGCUCUUGUGCGUAAGAAGCUAUUUUCUGAUCGGUCUCUUUAUGCUUUCUACAAGAAGGUUGACAGCUCUGCACACAAGAACAUUAUCACUCGCACAGAGGCAAUAGCUACUCUAGAGGAAUCUCGUCUCAUUGGGAGAGGGAAUGAUAAAGAAGAAAUCAUCAAACAGAUCAGAAAUAGAGAUCUGCAGCAAUUUCAUGUGAUCUCCUUAUGGGGAAUGGGUGGUAUUGGAAAAACCACACUAGUGAGAGAUAUCUAUCAAAGCCAAGAGAUUAGUAGCAUGUUUGAUAAGCGUGCUUGUGUUACAGUCAUGCGUCCUUUCAGUUCAGAAACAAUCCUUGAGAGCUUAACUAUGCAAUUCAUAGAUAACAAUGAGAGAGAUUUAAGGGGAUGUUUAGAAGGAAAGAGAUAUUUGCUUGUUCUUGAUGAUCUGUGGUCCAUUGGAGAGUGGAAUGCUAUAAAAAUGUAUUUGCCAGAAACGGCAGCAAGCUGCGUAAUAGUCACCACAAGGGAAGAGAAUAUUGCCAAGCACUGCUCAAAGGAUGAUUUAAACCUAUACAAGCUGAACCAACUGGGCCCUGAUGACGCAUGCACCCUCUUCACCAAAAAGGUAUUUAAGGAGACCGUAAAUUUGGAUGAGCAAUAUCCUGAGAUGGCUGAACAAGCAAAACUGAUAUUGAAGAAGUGCAGAGGACUUCCCCUUGCAAUAGUCACCAUAGGUGGCUUCUUGGCAAGCCAACCAAAAACUGCUUUUGAAUGGAGAAAAUUGAACGAGCAUAUCAGUGCUGAGUUUGACAUGAAUCCAGAACUUGAGACCAUAAAAGCAGUCCUUAUGAAAAGCUAUGAUGGUUUACCCUAUUACCUCAAGGCUUGCUUCUUGUAUCUGGCUAUCUUUCCUGAAGACUACAUGAUUGUACGGAGGCGCUUAGUGCAUCGGUGGAUUGCAGAGGGUUACUCAAGUGAGGUGCGUGGCAAGUCAGUCGAGGAAGUAUUGGACGGUUACUUCAUGGAACUUAUAAGCAGGAGCAUGAUCCUGCCAUCUCAACGAUCAGUUUAUAGUAGGAAAGGAAUUGACUCCUGCCAUGUCCAUGAUCUCAUUCGUGAAAUUGCCAUCUCAAAGUCUAUGGAGGAAAAUCUUGUUUUCACAUUGGAGGAAGGGUGCAGCUUGAACAAUCAAGGCACGGUGCGUCAUCUUGCUAUAAGCAGCAAUUGGAAGGGGGACCUGUGUGAGUUUGAGAAUAUAGUAGACUUGUCCCAUGUACGAUCACUGACAGUGUUUGGAAAUUGGAGGUCAUUUUACAUUUCUGAAAAGAUGAGGUUGCUACGAGUGCUGGAUUUGGAAGACGCAAGCGGUCUCGUUGAUCAUCACCUUCAGCAUAUUGGGAAACUUGUACACCUAAAAUAUCUCUCUCUGAGGGGUCAUAAUAGCAUAUUUCACCUGCCAAAUUCGUUGGGGAACCUGAGACAACUUCAGACACUAGAUAUUUCAGCUACAAGCAUAAUGAAGCUACCAAGGACCAUCACCAAGCUUGUGAAGAUGCAACGAAUUCUUGCUAGCAACGUAGGAAGGAGACAUUAUGAUAUAUAUGUACAUGCAGAUAAUCAGUCGCUAAUGAGUUUGCCUUCACAGUCUGCGAUUUGUUGUCUUGCAUGUUGUGCACCUAAUCGUCUCACAGAGAAUAGUGUAGUUGGGGAUAAAGCACCAAUUAGCAGGCGUGAUGUAUGCACUGCAUUCUGUUGCAGCGUAUUACCUUAUUAUGCGGCAGGAGGACGAAAUCCAGGUGGUGUUGAAGUACCAAGAGGGAUUUGGAAGCUGAAGGCCCUGCACACACUGCGUACUGUGGACGUCUCAGUGGGGAAGGUUGUUCUACAAGAUAUAAGAAAGCUCACCCGGUUGCGCAAGUUAGGAGUGAUUGGCAUCAGCAAGAGAAAUGGUCAAGAGUUGUGUUCAGCAAUUGCUCGUCUCAGCAGCCUGGAGUCAUUGUCACUCCAGUCAUCCGGAGAGACAGGUUUACGAGGCUGCUUGGAUGGCCUGUCAUUACCUCCAGAACACCUGCAGAGCCUCAAGUUGAAAGGUAAGCUUGUUAAACUGCCGGAGUGGAUCAAGGGCCUAAAAAAUCUAGUGAAGCUGAAGCUAUUGGGGUCGAGGAUAUCUGAGCAUGAUGCAGCCAUACACGUCCUUGGGAGUCUACCAAACCUGGCCACCCUACGUCUAUUGUCUAACUCGUUCGUUGGUGAAGAGGUCCGUUUCAGUUUCUGCCGGGAGGCAUUCCCUAGCCUGAAGGUGCUGCAGCUGGAUUGGUUAAGAAACCUCAAGUCGGUGAGAUUUGAAGAAGGAGCAGCCCCUAAGCUUGAGUUGCUGCAGUUUGGUGAUUGGAUCUUUCCCAGUUUGUUAUGUGGGUUAACAUAUCUCCCAAGCCUCAAAGAAUUUAUGCUGUAUAGGGGGUACUGGAAUUAUACUGAUUUCGUGGAGCACUUGCGAGGCCAGCUGGCAGAGAACAUAAACAAGCCCGUUCUGAAGAGUUGGGACGGAGGAUAUAAGGUGCACGGUGGGAUAUUGCUGUACUAUUGAGUUUAUGCAUAAGCUAGCAAAUGGCUUUGGUUUUGUUAAUCCGUCACGAUUCAUUGAUUUGUAUAUGUGUCUAUUUGUGUGAGCGCUGUUGAGCCAUGAAAGAGUACAUUUUCGUGUGAUGUUUUAUAUACGAAACGGAGCAGGUGCUGCUGAAAAACUGUCUCCCAUGGCUAGCUAUAUAUAUAUAUUGAUUAACAAUAAGAGGAUUCGACCGAUUGCAGUA
This is a messenger RNA of Hordeum vulgare subsp. vulgare (domesticated barley), 7887 nucleotides long. RefSeq lists its product as uncharacterized. The coding region runs from base 162 to 7664 and encodes 2500 amino acids. Gene Ontology annotation, biological process: defense response to other organism. The record is from RefSeq and is a predicted model, not a curated record. Gene Ontology annotation, molecular function: ADP binding. The transcript is spliced from 7 exons. Lineage: Eukaryota; Viridiplantae; Streptophyta; Magnoliopsida; Poales; Poaceae.